Messenger RNA from Oncorhynchus masou masou (cherry salmon), 7515 nucleotides. RefSeq names its product ETS domain-containing protein Elk-4-like. The record is from RefSeq and is a predicted model, not a curated record. Bases 552 to 1967 code for a protein of 471 amino acids. Gene Ontology annotation, cellular component: nucleus. NCBI's taxonomy places the organism in Eukaryota, Metazoa, Chordata, Actinopteri, Salmoniformes, Salmonidae. Gene Ontology annotation, molecular function: DNA-binding transcription factor activity, RNA polymerase II-specific; sequence-specific DNA binding. The transcript is spliced from 6 exons. Gene Ontology annotation, biological process: cell differentiation; regulation of transcription by RNA polymerase II.
CCGGAAAUUCACACAAAGAAGAAGAAGAAGCUGUUGCCGCAAUAUUUCUCACCAUGCCUCCCACGCGCGAAUGCUUCUCGCGACGAGCAUAGCAGAGGCAUGACAACAACAGUCAAGUCUUUGCAAACUUGCCUGUUACAAUGUAACUUGUGAUAUUAGAUUACAAUGUAACAUGUAACGUGUUUUUCGGUCAACAGCAAAAGUGAAGCAUCGUUGUAAACAUUUUUGUCGAGACAAAUGUAGCUGAAAGUAAAAGUGGUUGGCGCGACGACACUUCAAAACCACAGCGGGGACAGAAAACAACCCGCAUAUGGAACGCAAACAAGGGGAAGUGAUCUCAGCAUGCGUUUAAUUUCCUGUUCUUAAAGAUUAGCACACAUUUUUCCCUGCCAAAAAUGUAUAUGGCAAUUUUAUAGUUUUCACUUAAAGGGCGUACUAGAUAGCCAUUUGCUACUCAGUUAGCAAGCUCAUUUUCUGUCAUGUUUUGGGAGUUGUAUCGACACUUCUGGGUGUCUCAAAUUUUCAACGAGCUCGACUAGUAAGCGGGGAGCAUGGACAGCUCUGUGACCCUGUGGCAGUUCUUGCUCCAGCUCCUAUUGGACCCCACCAAUGAUCAGCUGAUCUGCUGGACCAAUGAGGAGGGCGAGUUCAAGCUGCUGCAGGCGGAGGAGGUGGCCAAGCUUUGGGGCGCCAGGAAGAACAAACCCAACAUGAACUACGACAAGCUUAGCAGAGCCCUGAGAUACUACUAUGACAAGAACAUCAUUAAGAAGGUGAAUGGGCAGAAGUUUGUGUACCGCUUUGUCUCAUACCCAGACAUUCUGAAAGGGGAUGCCUCUGUUCGGCCCGAUGGGGAGGGGGGUGCAGGGGGUGACCUGCCCCUUUCAGAGAGGGGGGACAACACAUUCAGAGAUGAUGAGGGUGGGGACAGGAGUGAAGGUGUGACAGCGACACGGGGGUCCAGUACUAAGCCGUCCAACCGUAAUGACUACAUCCACUCUGGUCUGUACACCUCGUUCACCCUCACCUCGCUGCAAAAUGGACGGCAGCUGUUCAAGUCCAUCAAGAUGGAGAACCCCGGAGACAAGAUGGCCGACAGGAAGUCCAAUACCCGGGCCCAAGACCCACCCUCUCAGCCAAUGCCAUCGCCGUCAGUCAUCAAGUUUGGGACCACCCCUCCCAAGAGAAGCCCUCCACCACCUCAGGUUACUAUAGAAACAUCCAAUCCGCCAUUGUACCCUCUCCAAGUCCCGCCUCCCAUAGAUGAUGCAGUGAGGACACACUCCACCCUCCUGCCUCAGGCUGUGUACGCGUUUGAGCAAGCCAAGACCUUGGAAUCCUCGAAUCUUCGAAUCCUGCAUAGUUUCAGCUUAUCAGAGUUGCCCUCUCGGAGUCCCUCCCCCAGCAUGGUGCCGGACUCCACCCAGGAGCUGGUGAUUGACAGUGACAUCGAGUCCAUCUCCUCCCAACCGACAGAGAUUCAGAUACAGGCGGUGCAGAGUUCUGGCCAUGUGUCAAGUGGUGAGGUAUGUGGAGGAAACGGGGACAAGGGAGGGAAUAGGGAGUUGAGUUUGUCUCCGGCGUGUGUGAGUGGCCAUAUCACAGGGGGCAAGGCCCGCAAGCCUCCUAAAGUCCUGGAGCUUUCCACUCCUACACUGGUGGUCACUGCCUCUGACCUUUCACCUAUGAACCUCUACAGCCCCUCACUACCCACCGCCUCUCUCACGCCAGCACUGCUACAGACGCCUACUCUGUUGCUGACCCCCAGUCCCCUGCUGUCUAACAUCCACUUCUGGAGCACGCUCAGUCCGGUGGCUCCCCUCAGCCCUGCCACCCGCCGCCAGCAGGGAGCACACACCCUGUUCCAGUUCCCCUCAGUGCUCACCCCUCAUUUCCAUAUCCCCACACACAGUCUGGAUGGGACCAACACCCCCGGACCCCUCACUCCAGACUCCCAUAAGACAUAAGUGGCCUUACCCUUGGAACCUGUGGAGCCCCCAGAUGCAGAGGCCCUACUUCUGCUCUACCCGCACACUCCCAAACAGACACAGGAGACAUGGGGGUUGAUGAUUUGGAUAAAUGAGGACCAUCCACUGCCAGGAGGGACUGAGACAGUUAGAGGUUUCCAACACGCACACAUCUUGAUUCCCUGAACACUUCCUGUUCUUUUAACUUGCCAUCUUCAGGUCUCCAUUGACACCUCUUCUAAAGAAGUAUUUUUAGGAAUUGCCAUGGUAACCGGUGCUGCAAAGACUAGUGAUUUGAUGCUGACCAGUCAGAAAUGUGCAUCACUUUACCUGAACAGCCAAUUGUGUCUCCGCUCUGAGACCAAAGGGAUUACAGACCUUUUUCUUUCUAUUUGAACCUUCAUAGUUUCCUUCUAUUCUUUUUGUGGAACUUCACACUUUCACAACAAACUGUUUGAUGGUGUGUUGUCAAUUCCCAACUCAGUUUUUAGAUGUUUUUUAAUUGAUAAUUUCCCAGUUAUUAGUUAUGUUUUUAACGUGUUUUAACCAGCUAACCUUAAUGUUUCUCCUCACCGGCUCUCUUAGAUGGAAAAUGCUUGCCAACACCAACUCUACUUUUCCCUUAACUGUCAAUCCCCUCAUCUACAUGCCAGUACAGUUGAAGUCAGAAGUUUACAUACUUUAGCCAAAUACAUUUGAACUAAGUUUCACAAUUCCUGACAUUUUAUCCUAGCAAAAAUUCUGUCUUAGGUCAGUUAGGAUCACCACUUUAUUGUAAGAAUGUGAAAUGUCAGAAUAAGAGAUUUAUUUCUGCUUUUUAUUUCUUUCAUCAUAUUCCCAGUGGGUCAGAAGUUUACAUACACUCAAUUAGUAUUUGGUAGCAUUGCCUUUAAAUUGUUUAACUUGGGUCAAACGUUUCAGGUAGCCUUCCACAAGCUUCCCACAAUAAGUUGGGUGAAUUUUGGCCCAUUCCUCCUGACAGAGCUGGUGUAACUGAGUCAGGUUUGUAGGCCUCCUUGCUCGUACACGCUUAUUCAGUUCUGCCUUCAAUUUUUCUGUGGGAUUGAGGUCAGGGUUUUGAUGGCCACUCAAAUACCUUGACUUUGUCCUUAAGCCAUUUUGCCACAACUUUGGAAGUAUGCUUGGGGUCUUUGUCCAUCUGGAAGACCCAUUUGCGACCAAGCUUUAACUUCCUGAGAUGUUGCUUCAAUUUAUCCACAAAAUUUUCGUACCUCAUGAUGCCAUCUAUUUUGUGAAGUGCACCAGUCCCUCCUAAAGUAAAGCACCCCCACAGUAAAGCACCCCCACAACAUGAUGCUGCCACCCUCGUGCUUCACGGUUGGGAUGGUGUUCUUCGGCUAGCAAGCCUCUCCAUUUUUCUUCCAAACAUAACGAUGGUCAUUAUGGCCAAACAGUUAUAUUUUUGUUUCAUCAGACCAGAGUACAUUCCUCCAAAAAGUAUGGUCUUUGUCCCCAUGUGCAGUUGCAAACCGUAGCCUGGCUUUUUUAUGGCGGUUUUGGAAGCAGUGGCUUCUUCUUUGCUGAGCGGCCUUUCAGGUUAUGUCGAUAGGACUCGUUUUACUGUGGAUAUAGAUACUUUUGUACCUGUUUAUUCCAGCAUCUUCACAAGGUCAUUUGCUUCUGUUCUGGGAUUGAUUUGCACUUUUCGCACCAAAGUACAUUAAUCUCUAGGAGACAGAACGCGUCUCCAUCCUGAACGGUAUGACUGCUGCGUGGUCCCAUGGUGUUUAUACUUGUGUACUUUUGUUUGUACAGAUGAACGUGGUACCUUCAGGCGUUUGGAAAUUGCUCCCAAGGAUGAACCAGACUUGUGGAGGUCUACAAUUUGAGGUUUUUGCUGAUUGCUUUAGAUUUUCCCAAGAUGUCAAGCAAAGAGUCACUGAGUUUGAAGGUAGGCCUUGAAAUACAUCCAAUUGACUCAAAUUAUGUCAAUUAGCCUAUCAGAAGCUUCUAAAGCCAUGACAUCAUUUUCUGGAAUUUUCCAAGCUGUUUCGAGGCACAGUCAACUUAGUGUAUGUAAUCUUCUGACCCACUGGAAUUGUGAUAGAUUAUUUCACUUAUAAGUUACUGUCUGUAAACAAUUGCUGGAAAAAUGACUUGUCCUAACCGACUUGCCAAAACUAUAGUUUGUUAACAAGAUAUUUGUGGAGUGGUUGAAAAACGAGUUAAUGACUCCAACCUGUAUGUAAACUUCCGACUUCAACUGUAUGAAGCAGUGCGAGACCUGCCAGUAUAUAUAAAGCAGUGCGAGGCCUGCCAGUAUAUAUAAAGCAGUGCGAGGCCUGCCAGUAUAUAUAAAGCAGUGCGAGGCCUGCCAAUAUAUAUAAAGCAGUGUGAGGUCGUGACUCUGCUCUCUGCGGUGUGUAAUGGUCUUUUGCCAUAACAAAAUGUGUUAUUUAAUGAAGUUCUUACUGUAAUUCUCUCACUUAGACCAGUAUACAGGCAGCCAAAUCGGAACAGAACCAAACCACCUCAGUCUCUACCAGAGAAAAACACGCAUAUUUAUGGGACUUAUGUAUGUGUGAUGCUUGUAAGAUAUUGAAUUUAUGUAUGCAAAAUGGCCCUAUGCCUGUAGGUCAAUUUAUGAGAAGCCAUAACCCUUACUGUAACCCCAACCUAAAACCUAGCCUUAACCACAUUCUUAACUUAUAAACAACCCUGCCACCUCAGAUAGUUGGACAGAUUAAUAUCACCUCCUUUGCCAAAUAACUACUAACCUUGUGGAGAUUGAGCAAAUAAGGAUCCUCGCCAUAAACUAACCCUAAGGCUGUGCAUUUCUGUUGUGAAGCUAUAAGGAAAACAUGAAAUGUGUGAAGGGAAAUCACAUCUGGACUCUGAUAGAAUUGAAUUGUUGGAUGGCAGAGGAGUUUAUCACUAACCUGUAAGGUUGCUCCAUAAGAAUCAGCCAUGUUAACGUGGUGCCUUAAACCUCUAAAGCCAAACCUGAGGAGUGUGGGAACAGCCAUCCCCUCCCCUGUCCACUCUCUACCCUCCUCCCUACUGCCCUGGUCUCCCUGGGCGCAAACUUCAACAGAGCACUACAACAGUAUUUGGUGAAGUACUAGAAUGCAGAGUGUAAGUAUUCUAGAUUUCUACCAGUCCUUUACUUGUCUAAUGUCUGCUCUCCUAUGUACAGUAUGUUUCCUCUCCCAUUGAACUAACAGGUGGGGGUGAAACAGCCAUUCCCAUGACAUGGCCAGUGAAUAGCCUGGUUGGUGUCGGUCUGUUUCUGCUUUGCCAACAUGUCACCUUGCCAAGACUUUGGGAAGGGCACUGAUGUGGCAUGGUUGAAGCCAUAACCAGUCUGUUACCCAGGCUACUGGGAGUAAACCCACACAGGGCGUUCAAAGUAUGACACAAAGCAAUAUGGUUUGUGACUUAACACAUUUUCUUUGUAUGAUUCAUGUUUUAGAACAGGUUUGUAUAGUUAUUUUGAUUUUAAUGACAGUUGCCUUAAAGAUGGAAUCCGUGCCCCUGGCCACACCAUCAUUGUUGUUAUUAUUCUGGCCGAGCUGAGAAAACAAACGCAGGACAUAGGUCUUCUAUCGUGCGUACAAUGAUGACCGAGGGGGAAAAAACUGUUUGCAGUAACUUCUUUGUUCUAAUAUCGCAAACGGACGUGGCUGUUUCACAAUUAAGGAUUCCAGCUUUAAGUAUAUGGAAUAUCGUCACCCACAUUUGCAAGUCCUGUGAAUCAGGAAAAUGAAUGAGGUUUUAAUGUACCAGAAUCCUGUUUAGAGUGAUUCUGCUAAGCUCGAUUUUGCACUACUAAGACAUUUUCAGCACACAAUCAAAGCUCCCUUUCCCUCUGUAUCUGACAAGUAAAUAAGACAAUCAAAUAACAAGUGUGUAUUUACUUCAGCUGAAUUCCAUUCCCCCCCCCCUCCGACUGAAUUGUAAUGUGUUUUUGUAACAUGGCCAGAUGCUAGGCUCAAUGCUGUUCUGUAGUCUGUUUUUAACGCUGAUGUCUUGUUUGAUUUAGUUUUUUUCCGUGGGUUUUCUUUACUCAGUGUUGGGAAGUGAUGAUGACAUUGACUAUUUGCAAAUCAAAGCCUUACAGAGGGAAACUUAAAUCCGUCUUUGUAAAGUAUUUUGAUAUUGUUAAAGGCCCAGUGCAGUCAGACUUGAUUUCAUGUGUUUUUAUCCAUCAAUCCAUCCAGAGGUUGGAAGAAUAAUGAUAUUGUGAAAAUGAUAAUGCCCUUUCUGUUUAAGAGCUGUUUGAAAAGACUGCCUGAAACUUAAGCCCGUUUUGGUGGGAUGGAGUUUUGGCCUUCUAUGGCGACACCAUGCGGUAAAUUAGUUAAUAGACCAAUAAGAAACAAUUCCAAACUCCUUUUCAGUUUUCCCCUCCCCACUCAAACCUCUCCCUGACAGUCCUAGCAAAAUUAUUGAUUGAGAUAUUGCUAUUUUUGUUGCUUUUUGACAAAUUUUAUUGAACAAUCAGUAAGGUAAUUGUUGCCCAUAAAAUAUUUGAUGUUGAGAAACUGAUGCAUUGGACAUUAAUAUUGUGUGUGUGUGUCAACAUUGGCACUUAGAACAAUAGGGUACCUGUCGUAUUGGAUUUGUUCUUUUGUUUUAAAUAACUUUUUUUUCCUGUGUUUGAAAAAUCUAUAUUAACCCUAAUUAUAGUUGUAAACGAAUUCUGUACAUUUCUUUUCCCAAAUCAACAGAACCUAUGCACAAAAUACUUUAAUAUUGCAAAUCUAAAGAUUACAUUUAAAAUGUUUAUUCUAAGGAAGUGCAUCUUUAAAUGGGCAAUUAGCAGUUGCUACAUCCAUUUGACUUAUGAAUAUGUACCUAUUGAUUCUUGAAGAAUAUAACUUAAUGGUUCAUGAGCUUAGUUCAAAUCUCCUGGCCAACAGAACCCAGAAUAAGCUUGUUUUACUCGUGUUUGAAAAAAAAGUAAAUGUAAACAAACACUAUAUAGCCUCAAAACAUGUUUAAAACUAUAGUUUUGAUAUAGUCCUCGCAUCCAUCUGAAUUUGAGUGCUUACAUUUCUGCAGCCCCAUCCUUUUUACUGAAACAAGGGUGAGUCACCGCUUUAUCAUUUCAACUGCUGAUUGCUUCAUUUAAAAUCCUAAUGCCUCUUAAAGUGGCAGAGUCCCUUUAGUUAAGCCCUAUUACAAAUGUGUAUAUUCUAAAGAAUUAGAUUUGUUAAGUUGAUACAGUAGUCCGAGUUCUAUAAUAUGACCAGUUUUGAUAAAGACAACCUCUGAAUAGGCAGCCAUAUUGUAGAUGAAGGUAGGUGUGAUCAUUCUGAUUCAGGUUUCAUUCAUUAGACCCUAUUCAACCCAGCAUUACACCUAGUGCAUAUUUCUGUUAAAAAAAGGUUAUUUUACAAUUUAACAAUUGUUUUUAUUUGAAUCACAAUUCAAUUAUAAAACCAGUACUUUUGCUUCUAUCGUUCUUGUUUUGUUCACUUCUGUAAAUUAUUUGUUCAAUGCUUUUCAAAUGUUUACAAGCUGUUUGUGUUUGAGGUGAAAUAGGAAACGUUUAACAGAAGACGAUUAAAAAAACCUUGCUCUA